UAAAUGUUUGCUUUUUAUUAUUUAACAGCCUCACCUGAGGAAGGUAGCCUUUGGUACUAAAAGGAGCAAGUGAUGAACCUCUCAACGUACAGCAACAUCACCCAGACUAAAAUAAGGGACUCGUACACGAUAGCUGUGACCAAGAAUGUGAUCGUUGUGGCUUUGUACUUCUCUAUUAACUACAUUAACGGCACACUUGUCCACACUUUCCUCAAGCAUGAGAUCUUCAAUGAGAAUCCUCGAUAUAUCCUCUUCAUCCAUAUGGUCAUCAAUGAUAUGAUCCAGCUAACAAUUGCAGUGUUGCUUAAUCUUAUUUUCUAUAUUUUUUAUACAAUUAAUGUCUCUAUCUGUUGCAUUCUUAUAAUGAUUGCAGUGUUCACCACCCUCAACACUCCCCUGAAUCUGGCCGGCAUGGCUGUGGAGCGCUACAUUGCUAUUUGUAACCCGUUACGUCACACACAGAUUUGUACUGUGCGCAGGACAUACAUCCUAAUUGGCCUCAUUUGGGGCUUGGGUGCCAUCACCAUUCUUCCUGACCUGUUCUUUCUAUUAGCCACUGAGCCUUUAUCGUUUUUCCAUUCUUCUGUCAACUGCCAUCAAAACGCUCUGCUCCGCCACCCAUACAUGGUGGAGAAGAGAACAGUCUCAUACCUGGUCUAUCUGUCCUUUGUAUGGCUCACUUUGUUCUACACCUACUUCAGGAUCAUGUUUACUGCCAAGGCCACCGGUGCAGAUGCCCGGAAGGCCCGCAAUACCAUCGUCCUGCAUGGCCUGCAGCUUCUGCUGUGCAUGUUCACAUAUAUUGACCCACUAAUUGAGAGUACGUUAACCUCCCUCUUCCCCAUGCUUUUAAAUGACAUACGAUUCACAAUUUACAUCUUUGUCCAGAUUUUACCCAGGUUUAUAAGUCCUAUUGUGUACGGAUUGAGGGAUCAAAUGUUCUGUGCAUAUCUGAAAAAGCACCUGCUGUAUGUGGAGCUCUGUAUGAACUGCUGCGACCUGUGCAUGGCCAAGAAUGGGCUGACGGAGCUGUUGCAUGCUCCAUUGCAGUCCUUCUGCUCUGGUGCCCCAAUGGAAAGUGUAGCUGUGGACAUCCUGGGCCCCUUUCCUACCACCAAAGUCAGGAAAAGCUACAUUCUCGUGAUCAUGGAUUAUUUCACUAAAUGGCUGGAGGCAAAUGCCAUUCCAAAGCAAAGUGUGAUCAUGAUGGUGGAGCUGCUAGUAGAGGUGUUCUUCUGCUGGUUCAGAGUGCUGGAGGAGCUCGAUAACAACUGGGAUGCAAUUUUGAGUCAGCAGUAA
This is a messenger RNA of Colossoma macropomum (tambaqui), 1299 nucleotides long. Its product is annotated as odorant receptor 131-2-like. The record is from RefSeq and is a predicted model, not a curated record. Gene Ontology annotation, cellular component: membrane. Gene Ontology annotation, molecular function: G protein-coupled receptor activity; nucleic acid binding. The coding region runs from base 73 to 1299 and encodes 408 amino acids. NCBI's taxonomy places the organism in Eukaryota, Metazoa, Chordata, Actinopteri, Characiformes, Serrasalmidae. Gene Ontology annotation, biological process: G protein-coupled receptor signaling pathway; DNA integration. The transcript is spliced from 2 exons.